AUGAAAACCCCACUCGACGAGUACCCCAAGUCGGAGGAAGCGGCGCUCCUGUCGCGAGCAUCGCACAUGCUGGAGUCGCAUGAGCAGGUGCCGAUGCCACUGAAAGGCCACAGCGACACACACAGCAGCGAGAAUGGCUACCAGGUCCCUGCUACCGCGAUCAAGGAAGUCGACCAGAGCGACGGCGACAAAACAACCCGGGUGGCUAACUACGGUGGUCCGCGCGGCAACGGCAGUCUGUUUCGCAUGAGCGAGGAGGAGUACGCGAAGCUCCAGAAAAAGGAGGCCAAGUACUUUGACCUCGCACAGAAGAUCCUGAAGACAUGCGGCAUCACCAUUGGCGGCGAAAAGCCGUACGACAUGGUCGUGCACAACCCAAUGUUGUUCCGCCGCGUUAUCAGGAAGGGUAGUCUUGGCCUCGGUGAGGCGUACAUGGAGGGCUGGUGGGACACCCGCGACUUCUAUGCCCUGCACGAGCUCUUCAAACGCAUCCUGCGGAGUGGGCUCGAGUACUACUUUCCGAAUAACGCCAAGGAUUUGAUCAACAUCAUCCGCGCGAAGCUAUUCAACCCGCAGACCAAGUCGAAGAGUCGCAAGGUGGGCAUGCAGCACUACGACAUUGGCAAUGAGUUCUUUCGCAGCAUGCUGGGGCUGCGCAUGCAGUACAGCUGCGCGUACUGGGAGCAGCAUGUCGGCCCCGCCGAGGACCACAUGGUCAAGACUGUGUCGACGCUGGACGAGGCGCAGGAGGUGAAGCUGAAGAUGAUUGGCGAAAAACUGCGCCUGCGUCCGGGGCUGGAGGUGCUCGACUGCGGCUGUGGAUGGGGCGCCCUGGCGGCGUACCUGAGCGAGAAGUACAAGGUGAAGGUAACCGGCAUUACGAUCUCUGAAGAGCAGCGCGAGGGGGCCGCGCAUCGAGUGAAGGACGACCUAAAUGUUACCAUCCUCAAGCGCGACUACCGCGACGUCACCUUCGACCGCAAGUUUGACCGCAUCGUGAGUGUUGGCAUGUUUGAGCACGUCGGACCCAAGAACUACCACACCUUUUUCAAGCACAUGCGCCGCCUACUGCGCGACGACGACCCGGAGGCGAUCUUAGUGCUUCACACCAUUGGCAGCAAGACAACCAUGAAGAGCGCCGAUCAGUGGUACCUCAAGUACAUUUUUCCAGGCGGCUGCCUGCCGAGUGUUUCGAACAUCGGAAAAAAUAUCGAGAAGUACUUUGUGAUGGAGGACCUGCACAACUUCAGUUUCUUCUACGGGCUGACGCUGCUCGCCUGGCGCGAGAACUUCCUCGCCCACUGGAACAACUCGGCCGAGAGCAAGAAGUGCAAUGCAGAUGUGUUUUUUCGCAUGUUCUACUACUACCUGAGCAGCAGUGCUGGCGCCUUCGAGGCACGUGACCUACAGCUGUGGCAAAUUGUUCUGAGCCCGAAGGGAAUGCCGGGGUACGCCCGGGUGUACCGGCCGUAA
This is a messenger RNA of Leishmania braziliensis MHOM/BR/75/M2904, 1473 nucleotides long. Its product is annotated as cyclopropane-fatty-acyl-phospholipid synthase. The transcript has a single exon. Bases 1 to 1473 code for a protein of 490 amino acids. The record is from RefSeq and is a predicted model, not a curated record. Lineage: Eukaryota; Euglenozoa; Kinetoplastea; Trypanosomatida; Trypanosomatidae.